Messenger RNA from Gryllus bimaculatus (two-spotted cricket), 696 nucleotides. Lineage: Eukaryota; Metazoa; Arthropoda; Insecta; Orthoptera; Gryllidae. The record is from the annotation of a GenBank genome assembly.
AUGGCUGCGAAACUUGUUAAUUUUUUCGUUACUGGUACCAGGAAGAAUUUUUUAAAGCAGUAUUUAAUCCCUCCCGUUCGAAACUACAGCCAGAGACAGACGGAAAAUAGUGGAUGGAAACAACGACAGCAUCGUGCCAAGACCACUUUGUAUUAUGUUAGCGCUGCCGGUGUUUUGGCAGUGGGCAUGAGUUAUGCUGCUGUACCUUUGUACCGCAUUUUUUGUCAGGCUUACAGUUACGGAGGAACCACAGGAACUGUGACUGACGAGAAAUCUAUAGAAAAAUUACAGAAGAAAGAUAGGAUCAUUAAAGUGCGAUUCAAUGCAGACAUCGGUGCGAGUAUGCAGUGGAAUUUUAAACCUCAACAAACAGAAAUUAACGUAGUUCCUGGUGAAACAGCAUUAGCAUUUUACACUGCGGAAAACCCUACAGAUCGCCCUGUAAUUGGCAUUAGCACUUAUAACGUUGUGCCCUUUGAAGCAGGACAAUAUUUCAAUAAAAUUCAAUGCUUCUGUUUUGAAGAACAAAUGUUGAAUCCACAUGAACAAGUUGAUAUGCCUGUUUUCUUCUACAUUGAUCCAGAAUUUACUGAAGAUCCAAAAAUGGAGCUUGUUGAUACACUUACUUUAUCUUACACUUUCUUUGAAGCAAGACAAGGUCUUAAGUUACCAGUUCCUACAUUUGCAAAGCAUUGA